AUGCCGCACAUGCGAGCGGACCCGCUCUCCAAGAGACCGUACACGUACCCUUCUGAGCCACUCCGUCCCUACUUUCGAACGCCCUUCGCCCCCAACUACCACCAGCCAUGCCCAGCGAUGUUCCCCGCAAACUUCCCUAGCGGUGGCACGUCUUAUGUCUUGGUACUGUCCUGCCUACUUGUUUCUCGUCAUUUUGAGCCGCCAACGCUAGACGUCGUGAAUCGGGUCGUCCCCCGUUGUCCAGAGACAAGCCCCACGGUCUGCCACAAACACAAACAAGCGCUAUCUCCCUCAGACUGGAUGGGCCCCAGCAGCACCAGCUUAGAACUGGCAAGUAGGAACACGCAGCAACAACUGACAAAGAGGCCAAGGGGACCAAGGGGCACUCUGGGUUCCCGGAAAGCUGGGAACCGUGCCGGAGGAGCACUGACCAAGCGGAAACUUUGGCCCAAUGCCCAACACAGCGUAGCACUUGGCCCGCAGGCCUUCAACACUGUACCCUCUUUUCGCCCUUUUGCUACACUACACAUGGUGCCCAAGGCAGAGCUCCUGAAGGGGGCAGCCCUGGAUAGGUGUCACGGUCUCCGAGGCUUGUUUCGUUUCGUUGAGGCGGACUACGCAAAGCAAGGCAAGUGGCAGUGGAAGAUCUGCUCAUAUCUUCCAUCGUACCCAGGCUGGUCCAUCCCUUCGACGUUUCGCGAUCCACUCUACUACUUGGCCCAUAUCAACCACUUCAACGUCUUCUGA
Colletotrichum lupini is the source of this 747-nucleotide messenger RNA. RefSeq lists its product as uncharacterized. The record is from RefSeq and is a predicted model, not a curated record. The coding region runs from base 1 to 747 and encodes 248 amino acids. NCBI's taxonomy places the organism in Eukaryota, Fungi, Ascomycota, Sordariomycetes, Glomerellales, Glomerellaceae. The transcript has 4 exons.